This is a messenger RNA of Vicia faba (fava bean), 375 nucleotides long. NCBI's taxonomy places the organism in Eukaryota, Viridiplantae, Streptophyta, Magnoliopsida, Fabales, Fabaceae. The record is from the annotation of a GenBank genome assembly.
AUGCCUCGCGUAUGGAAUUCUUGUCGAAAUCGUUAUCGUCGCGUUGUUCUUGAGAAAUUGUGUGAGUGCUCUGUUGUUGUUGAGAGUCGAACAAAGUUCGAAAGUGUGAAUGAAGAUGGUGGCGGUUCAAGGAGUGUGUAUUGGAGUAUGCGGGACAAUAUCGAUUUGGAUUUGUUUGAUUAUGCGGAGUGGUCACGGGUGAAUACAUCAAGGCUGACUGAAAUGGUGGACUGGUUUAUGUUCAUGAAGGUCUUGUAUUUGGUUGAGGUUAGUGAAGUGAACUUGAAUGGAUACAUGGCUGCUGGCAGGAUUUUGCUUAAUAGUUAUGAAUUAUGUGAGAUGGAAUUAGCUAAAUUGGGGGAGGCUCGAAGGUGA